Molecule: messenger RNA, 1651 nt
Organism: Morus notabilis
Lineage: Eukaryota; Viridiplantae; Streptophyta; Magnoliopsida; Rosales; Moraceae
Product: 4-coumarate--CoA ligase-like 9
Exons: 6
Molecular function (GO): CoA-ligase activity
Source: RefSeq, a predicted model, not a curated record
ACCGCCUUCCUCCUCUGCCCCACCUCCCUCCACGUCCCCGUCCUCUACUUCUCGCUCCUCUCCAUCGGCGUAACCGUUUCCCCGGCCAAUCCCCUCGCGUCGGACUCCGAAAUCGCCCACCAGAUCCGAAUUACCCGACCCGCAAUCGCCUUCGCCACGUCGGCCACCGCAGGAAAGCUCCCGCCUAAUCUGAAAACAAUAGUAAUCGACUCGCCGGAGUUUCACUCGGUGCUUGAAAACGACGACGACGAAGGAAACGAAAACCACGACGUUUCGUGGUCGGAGGUGCGCCAAUCCGACGUGGCGUCGAUUAUGUUCUCCUCCGGCACGACGGGGAGAGUGAAGGGCGUGGCACUGACCCACCGGAACCUGAUCGCGAUGAUCGGCGGCUACCACGCGCUGCGGCUGAAGCCGGCUGAGCCGGGGCUCCCGCAUCCGGUGAGCAUGGUUUUUAUCCCGCUGUUCCACAUGUUCGGGUUUUUAAUGGCGGCGAGGGCGGUGUCGAUGGGGGAGACGAUGGUGCUGAUGGAAAGGUUCGAUUUUGAGGGGGUGCUGAGGGCGGUGGAGAGGUACAGGGUGACGUACAUGCCGGUGUCUCCGCCGCUCGUGGUGGCGCUCACCAAGUCCGAGGUUGUCGGGAAGUACGACCUCAGCUCGCUGCAGCGGCUCGGCUGCGGCGCCGCGCCGCUCGGGAACGAGGUGAUCGAGAGGUUCCGUCAGAAGUUUCCCGCUAUCGGGAUUACGCAGGGAUAUGCAUUGACGGAAACGGCAGGAGUGGGGAGCAGGAUGGUGGAGGAUGCGGAGACACGAAGGAUUGCUUCGGUGGGUAAAUUAGCUGAGAACAUGGAGGCCAAGAUUGUUGAUCCUGCUACGGGUGAAGCGUUGCCUCCAGGUCAGAAAGGGGAGCUUUUGCUGCGAGGCCCAACAAUCAUGAAAGGUUAUGUUGGCGAUGAAAAGGCAACAGCCGAGACCUUUGACCCCGAGGGAUGGCUAAAGACUGGUGAUCUUUGUCUAUUUGACUCCGAGGGGUUUCUCUACAUUCUCGACAGAUUGAAAGAAUUGAUCAAAUACAAGGCUUAUCAGGUUCCACCUGCUGAGUUGGAACAUUUACUUCAGUCUCACCCUGACAUUGUUGAUGCUGCUGUAAUUCCGUACCCCGAUGAAGAAGCAGGCCAGAUUCCCAUGGCCUAUGUUGUGAGAAGACCUGGAAGCAAUAUCAGUGAAGCUCAAGUUAUUGAUUUUGUAGCGAAAAAGGUUUCUCCUUACAAGAAGGUAAGGCGAGUAGCGUUUAUCAACUCCAUUGCAAAAUCUCCGGCGGGGAAGAUCUUGAGGAGGGAGCUGAUUAGUCAUGCUUUGUCUAGUGGUAGAGCUAAGUUAUGAUCAAUUUUUCGUUCACAAGUUAAGAAGGGCAACCUUGUUGAGAACUGCAUUGCCUGCAUUUGAGCAUGGCCAACGUCAACUUCAUCGUAUCGGCGUUUUAGGCAAUGGCAAUGCUCAGGAAGUUUUGGUUGGAAAGUUACUGAUCGGAAUUUCAGCAAAUGCUUAAGGCAAGUUUCCGAAGAAGAUCAUGCUUGUAAUACAUCUAUGUCAUUCUUUUUGUACUCGCUAUUAUUCUUAAGUUAAAAAUACUCCAAGGCCCUUUCUUGUUUUC